This is a messenger RNA of Anarrhichthys ocellatus (wolf-eel), 768 nucleotides long. Its product is annotated as homeobox protein HMX2-like. Gene Ontology annotation, molecular function: RNA polymerase II transcription regulatory region sequence-specific DNA binding; DNA-binding transcription factor activity, RNA polymerase II-specific. Bases 1 to 768 code for a protein of 255 amino acids. The record is from RefSeq and is a predicted model, not a curated record. The transcript has 3 exons. Gene Ontology annotation, biological process: regulation of transcription by RNA polymerase II. Gene Ontology annotation, cellular component: nucleus. Lineage: Eukaryota; Metazoa; Chordata; Actinopteri; Perciformes; Anarhichadidae.
AUGGGAAGAGCAGAUGAAAUGCCGGGGAAUAUGAGCAAAGAGGACGCCCCGAGUCGGAGCGCUUCUUUGACGUUCACCAUCGACAACAUCCUCAACCUGAAGCAGCGGGGCCGCGGGGACUCGGACGGGGCGAAGGAGCAGAGGGACAGUGGAUGUAAGGGUGGCGUUCAAGCGCGGUACGAUGAGGCGUGGGACGUCCGGAGCAGGCAUGGCAGCGGAUCAGACGAGACAGCGCAAAGGAAGCCCAGAGUCCACCGCGCGGACCGCGGGGAAAACACAUCGCCGCUGACCGCUGGCUCUUGUCCCGGGGCGCAAAGUGCGAACACAGCCGAGGACGCAUCCGAGCAGGAGCCCUGCGCGGACUCGAAGGCCACGGCCAAGAAGAAAACCCGCACCAUCUUCUCAAAGAGACAGAUAUUUCAGCUGGAGGCGACUUUUGACAUGAAGAGGUAUCUGAGCAGCUCGGAGAGAGCGUGUCUCGCCGUCUCUCUGCAGCUCACCGAGACGCAGGUCAAGAUCUGGUUUCAGAACCGCCGCAACAAGCUGAAGAGACAGAUAUCCACAGACAUGGAGGGGCCGCUGGCCGCCGAGCACCUCUCAGAAGCGGGGAAAAAUGUGCAAUUACAGACUUUUUACAAAGACAGCAGCCUGCUGGGCGGAUGUUUGCUACCCAUGCCUUUCCCUGUCGUGUACCCGACUGCAACCGCUGCGCCUUGCAUCUACUUCUCCAACACUGGCAAAUAUUUUGGCCUGUUUGAUGCAGACUGA